UGCCCACCCGGCGGAGCAGAGCGGCGCGCAGAGGCUACAAGUGCCGCGGCUGGGAAGGGGGCACUUUCUACCAGAGUCGUGCAGGGGCGAGCGCGCGGUGCUGGAGCUGCACAGGUGACCGAGGCGGAAGGAAACCUGACUUCUCAUUUGAGGGAUCCUGUCACAGGAAUGUGUGAGUCCUUGGAUAAAUUUGGCUUGGUGACAGCAGUAUGCUUUUUCCAGAGACACUGCCACUUCCUCAGUGCUCCUUUUCUGCCCUGACCUAAGGUCCUCAGUGUUAACCCUGUGGCAAGUCAGAGGAUUUUCCCUUUUCAUACUUUUCUGCUGCUUGGGACUUUUCCCCCUCUUUUGCCCCUUUUAGGAGGAACUGGGGCUGAGGUGCUGACAGCCAGGGUUGCAAAGAAAAUGGGGACUUUAGAAGCAGCACUCCUGGCAGUACAGUCUUAGUUCUUGGGUUCUUACCUAAAUUUGUUGCUAUUGGCAGAAUUUCUAGAAGCUGCUGGGGGAUAUCUAACUGGCUCCCAUGGAGCUCCACUACCUUUCUAAGAAGAGCAGCCAGACAGACCUGUGUGAUGCCAUGGAUUGCAGUUCAGGAGGACUUCCUGGUGACCAUGUCGAUGUAGCAGCCAUCAGGGCUGCUCUUUGCUGUCAAAAACACUGUACAUCUACACCAAGACUAACAGGGAUGGAAGGGUCUAGACCCAGCCCUUUUCCAGCAUCCCCUUCCUCUUCUCUGCAAGAUAGUACUGUUCAGCCAAACUUCUUCCCACCAGGACCCCUGGACUCAGGGAACAACCAAAUAACAGCAGAACGGAAAGUCUGCAACUGCUGCAGCCAGGAAUUAGAAACAUCUUUUACUUAUGUGGAUGAGAAUGUCAACUUGGAGCAGCGGAAUAGUAGGUCCCCUUCAGCAAAAGGCAGUAAUCAUCCUGGAGAUCUUGGCUGGGGAAAUCCAAGUGAAUGGUCCCAUGAGGCUGCCAUAUCCUUGAUAUCCGAAGAUGAAGACGACACCAGUUCAGAAGCCACAUCUUCAGGGAAGUCAAUUGAUUAUGGUUUCAUCAGCGCCAUCUUGUUCUUGGUCACUGGCAUCUUGCUGGUGAUCAUUUCUUACAUUGUCCCACGAGAGGUGACCGUGGAUCCCAACACUGUGGCAGCCCGGGAGAUGGAACGUCUAGAGAAGGAGAGUGCAAGGCUGGGUGCUCAUCUAGACCGAUGUGUGAUUGCUGGGCUCUGCCUCCUCACACUUGGGGGGGUUGUUCUGUCUUGUUUAUUAAUGAUGUCUAUGUGGAAGGGGGAGCUCUAUCGUCGAAACAGAUUUGCAUCUUCCAAAGAGUCUGCAAAACUCUAUGGUUCUUUCAACUUCAGGAUGAAGACCAGCACUAAUGAAAACACCCUGGAGCUGUCCUUGGUAGAGGAAGAUGCUCUCACUGUGCAGAGUUAAUUAUGAUUGUGAAUUUCUUGAGAUUGCCUUGGCAUUUUAUAAGAAAAAAGUUUCUUGUUUUUUGUUUCCUCCUUAAAAUUAACAGUGCAAUUUAUUUUCCUGGCCAGAAAAAGUUUCUCAAACCAACAGUCAGUGAGUGUUUUUCAUUACUUGUUUAGAAGAAAAAUUACGUAAGUUGUUUAAGAAAUCACAACCAGCUAAACCUAUCUUUCUGAGAGCUGUAAACUAAUCUUUAAUGGCUAUGAACUUCUACUUCUAUAGCAAAAUACUUCUAACCACCCAAUAUACAAAUGAUUUCUUUUACACAAAUAUAGGAUAUUUUUCUUUGGGUACUAGGAGUUCCCUCACAUCAAGGGAUCAGUUGGCAACCUAUUUUGUGAAAAAUAGGCACUAAUUGCAUCAUAAGGUUAACAUUUAAUUCUCAAAGGUGCUUACUCAUUUUCUUGCUAAAGUUUUCUUCUAAUUUGUCUAGACACUAAAAUACAGAUUUUGGAUGGUGUGAAUAUUUUGAAGCUUGAGGAUGUUGGUUCUUUUUAAAAAAAAAACAUAAAAAUGUCAAAUUUAAAAUUAUUCCUAUAUUCAGAAAUGGCAACUUCAUACAUCAUUGGAAUAAACUUCCUAAUAAAAAUUUUAAGACUAAGGUGAAAUUAACUCAGUGCCAGAUAUUCACCAAUGUCAUAUGCCCUUUUCUUUGAAAUAAAAUCAGUUGUCGAUAUAAAUUUCAUUUUCUGUUUUUGGUGUUGCCAUCAUCCUAAUACCUGUACUCUUUAAGACUUUGCUGGUUCUCACACACUAGAGAGACACAAUGUAAGACUUUUUAAAGGUAUCUCCAGACACCUAACUUCUAGACAGGUCUGAGUCACGAUUGGCUCUAGCAUGCUCUCAGGUGACAUACUGUUGUUAUCUGGAGAAAACCUCCAGAACAAUUCCAGGUAGAUCUUUGGGAAAUGUUCCUGGCAGGCUGUAUUACUUAGAGUAAGCCAUCAUCACCUCAGGAAUCAUUAAGCCCUCAGCCAAAAAAUUACAAUAGAAAGAGAAAGAACAAAACACCCAUUCAAUGGAAACUGUCUUCAGCACCAGAGCUCUCCUCCUAACAAAGAUCUAGCCAUCAACCUUAUAGUUGAGGCCCCAGUGAUUGUGCUGGGGGCCUCAGAAUGUAAGGCACCUGAUCUGUGAGAGACCUGAUGGGCAGAGUGGCCACAACUUUGCAAGACACACACCCAGUCUCCACAUUGACACUGUGCCUCUCCAUGGCAGUAGUUCAGGAAGGGGAUGGAGCAUGCAGCCUCGGCCUUGCACAACUGUUCCUUGAUUGGUCCCCUCACUACAAGUCCCUUGUGGGCAAGGGAAAGGGUUCCUGUAGGAGGGAUGGGCUGGCUGGGAAAUAUAAGCUAUGAAAUUUAUUUAUCAGAAACAAUGAUAGAAGGCAAAUUAUCUUUGAAGUAGGGGCAUGACCGAUUGAGCUGUCCAUAAGUGUCUGGCUCUGACAAAGGAAGGAGCCUGCGCUUGGAGACCAGUAGGAGCUCCUUUUGAGAAAAUAGGAUAGUGGGUGGAGGUAAGCAAGCCAUUUGGCUCUUGCAGGUCAUUCCCACAUCCAGGGCUUGCAUUUGAAUUUCAGCGGUGAACCAAUGCAGUUCCUGAGGCCAGAUCCUCCUGUUUAAUAGCUCAAUCAAGCUGGUUCACUUACAAGCCAUGGGUGGCUCCCUGCAGUCCCCAUGUCUUGCUAUAGGAGCUGUAACUUUUAUUAAAGUGUUAGGAGGAUCGGUGGAGUCAUCUUAAAGAGGAUUGGAACUGGGAAUGGGUAUGAGAGAACAGGGCCGAGGGAGUGAGGAAGUGAUUUCUUUGUAGCUUCUGAGGCCCAGCUAAUUUUAAGACCUGAAAUCUGUGUUGUUACUGAAGACUGUGGAACAUGUGGCUGACUUCAGCUGGCAAGGUGUGAGAGUCAGGAUGUUGAUGUGAAUCAGCUCUUGGGGAUGUCAGGUAGAUGAGUGAGGUGCACUAUGUGUUAUGAAGGGUUAAGAUGUGAAAGAUGAUGAGAGAGUGUGAAAAGAGGAUGAGAGAGAGAAAACAGGUAGGUAAAAGAAUCAGGUGAUAAUGAGAAAUCUUUUGGACAUGAGAGGAAACCAGAUGUAGCUCAGUUGCCUUAGCCUACAGAUGUAUGUGUGUAAUCAAUAUGUACUGGCUUACUGAUUCAGGAAGAAUUGGGACAAUAUAAACAUGAAUUUUUGUUUUAAAACUGGUUCUUUGCGCCCUUUAUGAAAACCGUUUUCCUGUGACUUUCAUGUCAUGGUUUGUAUUGAGGUCCCCUUAUCAGCAGUAUAAAUUUUACAUUCUGGAGUUUUAUAAAUUGUCCUGUUUUAGUCCACUCGGACCAUUUUUGAUGAUGUUUAGGCAAGAAGGGAACAAUCUGCUUGGAUGCCCUUAAGAAAGCACUUAAAAUACAUUUUUAAGUCUCCAUGUUUAUUCAUAAAGGCUAAGUGAGAUCAACUGAGUUUUGUUUUUAUUUAUUGGUGAGAGGAUUAAUUUGUCAAAUGGGAAAUCAAACUGAAUAAAUUUGUGGUCCAGUUUUCAGGUUAUGAUGGAGUAUGAAUUUGAGAAUCAAGUGUGAAGAGAUCUUUUCAAUUCUAUAAAAUUGAUGAUAAAGGAAAAAAAAGUGGAAGCUUUCCAUUUGGAACUAUUUAAUGAAUUUUUCAGUGCUACUAAAUUAUAUAGGUGUGAUCUAAAGGCAAUUUUUUUUUAAAUCUAUUUGGGAGAAGAAUAUAUUAAAGAGGGAGAGGUAAA
Molecule: messenger RNA, 4222 nt
Organism: Sciurus carolinensis (gray squirrel)
Lineage: Eukaryota; Metazoa; Chordata; Mammalia; Rodentia; Sciuridae
Gene: Tmem74
Product: transmembrane protein 74
Exons: 2
Coding region: 524-1441 (305 amino acids)
Source: RefSeq, a predicted model, not a curated record